This is a messenger RNA of Pangasianodon hypophthalmus (striped catfish), 1052 nucleotides long. Its product is annotated as glutathione S-transferase omega-1. Gene Ontology annotation, molecular function: glutathione transferase activity; glutathione dehydrogenase (ascorbate) activity. Bases 172 to 894 code for a protein of 240 amino acids. The transcript is spliced from 7 exons. Lineage: Eukaryota; Metazoa; Chordata; Actinopteri; Siluriformes; Pangasiidae. The record is from RefSeq and is a predicted model, not a curated record. Gene Ontology annotation, cellular component: cytoplasm. Gene Ontology annotation, biological process: glutathione metabolic process.
UGUGAUUCCGGAGUCGGACAGACCUUUCUGAAGCAGUAGUUUUUUUCAAAGCCAGCUGUUUAUUUAAAAACGGAGGCAGUAUCUUCCACUCCAGAUUUCACUUCCGCCUCCUCCAAUUCCACAGCCGAGAGCGCGCGCAGCUAUCCACUCGUAUAGAUCCAGAAGGUGACUAUGGCUUCGAGUCAGAAAUGCCUUGGAAAAGGAAGCUGUGCUCCUGGGCCUGUGCCCAAAGGCAAGAUACGGCUCUAUAGUAUGAGAUUCUGCCCCUAUGCCCAGAGAACCAGACUGGUGCUCACUGCCAAGGGUAUAGAGACUGAAACUAUCAACAUCAAUUUGAAAGAGAAACCCCAGUGGUACCUGGACAAGAACCCUCUUGGCCUAGUGCCUAUACUGGAGACCUCAAGUGGUCAGGUGAUCUGUGAAUCAGCAAUCACAUGUGAAUACCUGGAUGAGAUGUACCCUGAGAAAAAACUGUUUCCCUCUGACCCCUUUGCAAAAGCCCAGCAGAAGAUGUUGCUGGAGGAUUACUCAAAGGUCAUCCCUCUGUUCUACAAAAUCCCCAUGACCAGAAACAAAGGUGAGGAUGUGUCAGCAUUAGAAGCAGAGUUGAAGGAAAAGCUCUCCAAACUGAAUAAGGUUCUUGUUAACAAGAAAACCAAAUACUUUGGAGGUGAUUCAGUCACUAUGAUUGACUAUCUGAUCUGGCCAUGGUUUGAGAGGGUGGAGGCCUGGCAGCUCAAAUACUGUCUGGAUGGCGCUCCUGAGCUGAACAACUGGAUUGUACGCAUGCAAGAGGAUCCAGCAGUGAAGGCGCUCAAGUUCAGUGCAGAUGUCCACAAAGUCUUUUUUACCUCAUUCAUUGAGGGAAAGCCCAAUUAUGACUAUGGCUUAUAAAAUUAUGUCUAUACUGAAAUAAUUUCAACUCUAAAAUGAAUACUCUGAUAUAAGUGUUUUUCAGUACAGACUUUUUUUUUUUGUUUGUUUUUACAGAUAUAGUCUGUGUCACAGUCUGUGUCAUGAAAUGGUAUUAAAGUACCUUUGUUUAAUUCCAA